Messenger RNA from Cadophora gregata, 996 nucleotides. RefSeq lists its product as uncharacterized. The record is from RefSeq and is a predicted model, not a curated record. Gene Ontology annotation, cellular component: nucleus. Gene Ontology annotation, molecular function: DNA-binding transcription factor activity, RNA polymerase II-specific; RNA polymerase II cis-regulatory region sequence-specific DNA binding. Lineage: Eukaryota; Fungi; Ascomycota; Leotiomycetes; Helotiales; Ploettnerulaceae. The transcript has 2 exons. Bases 1 to 996 code for a protein of 331 amino acids. Gene Ontology annotation, biological process: regulation of transcription by RNA polymerase II.
AUGAAUUCUGGUUCUUACUACCAGCAUCGAACCCAGAUGCCGUCUGGAUUGCCUGAAGACUUCGAGUAUGACGAGAGCAUUGAUGCCCCAGCGCAAGCGUCUCAAUCAAUGUUCGCCUCCUGUGAUGGCCUCCCCCGGACACCGUCUCAGCAACUGAUGAGUUCGUCUUCUCUGGCAUCUAACAUUCUGGGCGAGAACAACAACUUCAAUCUUCAUCAGCCAAUGCCAAUGCCAAUGUCAAUAUCCAUGGCGAACUCCUCUAUGGCGUGGGCAGAUCCCAAUCAAUCUGCCGGAGCUUUCGAGAGUCAAAACAGCAACAAUAACAGCUACGGUUAUGGCUACUCGCCAUCAAACAUGGGUGGAAACGAGCACAAUGGAACCUUCUUCCGAGGUUAUCAACACCAGCAAGAGCAGCUUGAACAGACACCUCGAUACAUGCCAAACAUCUUCAACAACAAUAACAAUGGCAUAUCUCCUGACGAGAGCUUCGAGCCUUCAUCCUAUUUUCUCGAUUCCAGCAAACCUGGUAUGCAGAACCUGAACAACGGCAUGGUCUCUUCAUUCAACUACCAACACCUAUCGAACACUCGAGAUCACCAACGUCUCAGCAUUAGUCACAGCCCAGCUCCAAAGCUCGAGCACGACGAUGCUAUGGACAAUAGUCUAUCCUUCGGGCGUCCAUCUCCAUUUGACAUGCCGUCGAGCGAGAGUUCAGAAGAAGGCAGCAGCUCCCGCGAGAUGACGGCCGUCGAAGUCGACGAUCACAAUGCUGAAGAGCCAUACGCUAAGCUGAUCUACCGAGCACUGAUGAGCCGUCCCAACCACUCAAUGGUCCUCCAAGAGAUCUACCAGUGGUUCAGGGAGAAUACGCAGAAGGGCAGCGCUGUUACCAAAGGAUGGAUGAACAGUAUCCGUCACAACUUGUCCAUGAACGCUGCCUUCAAGAAGACCGAGCGCAAGACAACUGGUGACGACACCAAGAAGUCUACCGAGUGA